This is a messenger RNA of Coregonus sp. 'balchen', 3665 nucleotides long. Lineage: Eukaryota; Metazoa; Chordata; Actinopteri; Salmoniformes; Salmonidae. The record is from the annotation of a GenBank genome assembly.
AUGAAUGGAACAACAUACUCAAACUUUGACAAUCAAGAACAUGUUUUGAAAUUAGGCGAAACAUUUGAGAAACAACCCAAAGGUGCUUACCACACGGUGCGAUGUAAGUGGCAUUUUGAUCAUACUUGCUAGCUAGCUCUUGCUAACGUAUGCCAAUGGAUAGGUAGCUAGCUAAACCCCCAAAAUAUUAGUUUUAAAUGAAAUAGUUUUUCUAAGUCGCUGUCGCUUUAUUAACAGUGAUCCACCUAGAGUCCUUAGUUUAAACACAUCACAUUUUCGUACUUUUGAUUGCACCUUUGGCUAGCAACACUUGCUUCUGGUAUGCAGUUUGUUAGCAACAAUAGUGGCCUUGUGGCAUCAUCUGUUGGUGAACAGUGGUAACUGAAACUUCAUUCUGUCAGAAUUAACCAAACCAAGGAUGUUUUUGUGUGGAGCCUACAGUCUGCCUUUAUAAUUUUGCUGUGUAAUUCAGUAGUUUGGAAUUUAUACUGUUCUCUUAUCUCUUUGAUCCAGAUGACUUCAAACCAGCCUCCAUUGACACCGCCUGUGAGGGAGAGCUGGAGGUCGGAAAAGGAGAACAAGUUACCAUAACACUGCCCAACCUGGAGGUAAGAAUGUAGCAUUAUCAUGUAUCUUACAGUUGAUUACUGAAAAGUGCACAUAUUUAUUGUUUCCCCCCCCCUUUUACUCUUGAUAUCCAGAAAUUAACGUAUUUCCUUGAUUUUCCCCAGGGAUCCACUGCCCCUGUAACAGUCUUCAAAGGAUCCAAGAGGCCUUAUAUGAAGGAAUGUAUUCUCAUUGUAAACCAUGAUACAGGAGAGUACCGUCUGGAGAAACUCAACAGCAACAUUGCAGUCAAGAAGACCAGGUGGGUGGACAGACAAGGGUCGACUCGUGUUUAUUUGGGCACACUGUAGCAAAACAUUUGUGCAAUGGAAAAUUAUAAUUUCUUAAUGGACAGUAACUCCCCAUUUUGAACAGCUUCCUUCUGUUUCCCUGGUUACCUGUGCUGUCCAGAUUCACUUGUCAUUCUGAUUUGUGUUACUUAUGUAGUUAGGAGCUAUAAACUCAGUUGUGUGUGUAUGUUGUCAGGGCUGAAGGCAGCAGUAAGAUCCAGUCUCGUAUAGAGCAGCAGACCAGUCGUCUGAGCCAGCAGAUGAAGACUAGUGUUGGCAGCAGUAGCAAGACCCCAGCAGGCUCCAAGAGCUCUCCUCCCAAAGAGAAGAUGUCCCCUGCCUCCCCCAUGGAUGACAUUGAGAGAGGUAUGUAGACCAUCAGUAACGCACAGGGCUCUAAAUUAAAAACUUUAUUUGGUAGCACUGGUGCUCACAACUAGAGUGCUGCAUUCCCGCGGGACCUGCGGGUCCCGACAGAGAUCAUUGCGGCGCGGUCGGCCCUUUCAUGCUGCGGUUGGGAGCGGGCGGUCAGACUGACUACUCUGGGAUGAAAACAUUUUGUUGUCCCGCUGAUUAUUUAUUUAUUUAUUUAUAGGACCUAUUGUAUUAAAAGCACAUCUUUAUCGCAUUAUUCACACACAGGUAGCUGCUUCAAGUUUCGUAGCCUACCUCUGCUCUCCUAGUUGGGCGUGCGAGAUCAAGUGCCUAGUAUACAGUAUGUGUGGUCUCAAUGAAAUAGUGUAGGCUGCCUAUGCAUGGGCGGCAGUUAUCUUUCCAAGGAAAUUAAAUAUGAUUAGACUAUAGUUUACUACAGUGUCAGUAGGCCUAAAUAAAGAUUGAUAAUGGAAAAGUGGAGGGCGCUCAACCAACGUGAGUCGAGGCACAAUCAAAAAAUUAGAUCGUCAUUGAAAAGGUGCAAUGUGUGCGUAAGUUACCAUGGUGUGAGCGAGCGUUGUGCCUUUUCAUUUUCAAAAAAUAUUGAUUACCUAUUUAUUUGUCUCUGCCUGCAAAUCAUCCUCCUAAAAGGUUGGCUAUAUUCUAUAUGCAAAACGUAUCUCAACAGAAAGUGCAAGUGUAACUGUCAUCAUUCUUGUUGCUUCAUGUUCAGUAGCCAUAUGUGUGAAAUCAGGUGUGCGUGUGGUCUCCAUUAAAUAGAGUAGGACAGAGAAGCACAGGGCAGUUAUCUUUCCAAGGAAAUGUACUUCCUAAAUAUGAUUAGGCUAUAGUUUACUACAUUGCCUCAAAAUAAAUAUUGAUCACCCAUAUUUGUCUCAGUCUGAAAAUCGUCCCUCUCCUAAAAGGUAGGCUAUAAAACGUAGCUCAAGAGAAAGUGCAAGUCUCUCCAACUCUGCUCUCUCCAAACUACGUCUAGCCUAUUGGCUGAUCUAGCCCAAUAAUACAGAUAGCCUAAUAUAAUGGGCCACGUGUAAUCUCUGGUAAUUUAACGUAUUUUUUGGGUUAUUUUUGCACAUUUUGAUAUGGCCUAUAGGGCGCAUAACUGCUGAGACCAUGGCUAGCAAGUGAGCUGCGUCUAAUAUGCCUAAAAUAACAUUGCGGGACUGCGGUUGGGUUCGGGACAAGUUCUUGCGGUAGGAGAUGGGAGUUGGACAGAAAGCUUGCGGGCGGGAACGAGAUGAAUAAAUCAUUCCUGCGCAGACCUCUACUCCCAACUUAAUGUUAGGAGCACCACAUGAAAUUUAGGAACACCAGAAAAUAAGAUUUUUUGUAAAAAUUGAUUGAGAUACAGCCUAUAUUGGGCUUAUAUUAAAUCUGGCAACUGUUGAAGUGCGUUGUGCCCUAGAAACUAAUAUGUAACACUGUAAAGAAAUUAGUUUAUUAUAAAAGCUAAAAUUCACUAUUUUCCUAUUGAGAUGCAUUACAUUGAAAAUUGUACACUGUCUCUUUAAAAAGGUCAGGUUUGUGAUGAAGACAUGCAAGAGAUCAGUCAUUCAGUCAUUGCUGUGAUCAUUGAUCUCCUGAAGAAGAUAUCCCUUUCCCUUUCUUUCUGUGCCCCAGAAUGUUUGUAUAAUAUGGGUCGGGUCUUUUGACCUGGUUGGGCUAGAAGCAAGUCGUUUUCGUAGUAGUAAUAAUGCAACCAUAACGCUAUUGAAUCUGCAUUCACUUUUUUCUCCAGGGCAUUUGGAAACAACGGUACAGUGAAGCCUCAUCAUUACAACAAUGAUUAUCUGGGAGACUUUUUUUCCUAGUCGCACAGUGCUCCCAAAAUUAAACUCCUGGUUGCACAGCAAAAUAUUUUGUUGCAUAUGCUAUCAUAUUGGUUGCACUUUAGAGCCCUGGUAGAGUGUCACGUGUAAUAGCUCUCCUUCUCUCAAACCAUCUAGAGUCCAUGGUCAUAUAAAUUGAACAAUUGCUAUGUUUGUAAAUCUUCUGGAAUUGUGUUGUGAUUCAAGGUCAGGGGUAACGUCAGUCACUGUUUUUGUGUCUGUCUGUGUGUCUUCCUGUCUGUGUGCAUGUGUUUGUGUGUCUGUCGUUGGUGUGUGUCUGUGCGCUACAGAGCUAAUGGCGGAGGCAAAGGUCAUGGACCAGAUGAGUAGUGGGGACUCGUCCUCAGACUCCCACAGCUCCUCAUCUUCCAGUAGUGGGGACAGCUCUAGUAGUAGUGGUUCUGAGGACGAGUCCUGCCCCCCCCCUCCCCCCACAGGGCCACCACCCCACCAGGGCAUGCCCAUCCUCACCACCGUUACCACCACCACCACCUCCUCCCCACCCUCACCACCUCGGGGUGGAGGACACCUCAUGAGCACACUA